Cornus florida is the source of this 974-nucleotide messenger RNA. RefSeq lists its product as uncharacterized. NCBI's taxonomy places the organism in Eukaryota, Viridiplantae, Streptophyta, Magnoliopsida, Cornales, Cornaceae. The record is from RefSeq and is a predicted model, not a curated record. The transcript is spliced from 5 exons. Bases 149 to 823 code for a protein of 224 amino acids.
AUGUUUAUUAACAUGUCUAACAAGUUAUUAUUUAACAUGUUUAUUUUGUUCUACAGGCGUUCAAUCGUUAUCUACUUUGCGGCAAAAUCUUAUCUCUAGUCCGGUACAAAGUAGAAAUCAAUUCCAAGGCCAAAAACAUAUAUAGGCUAUGUCGACCACAAGAUCAAUAAUUCCUUGCAGCUUCAUCAGGCUUCAUAUCAAUCCCUCUACCAGUUCUCAAACAAUCAUCUUCAACCCCAUUUAUCAUUCUGCUGCAAUCUCAAAACACAAGAACAAAUCCUAUUUUCCGGCCGACAGGAGGUUGCGACAUAUCAGCAAUGGCCGGAGAAGUCAAUCCGAUGCCAACACAAAGAUGGACUUGGUUGUUUAUAACAGUGUCCAACCAGGAGCCCCACCUCCCUCAGGAACCCCUUCAGACUCAGACUCUAGAGACAAAGGGAGUAGCAGGAAACAUUGGAUUCUGGGAGUGGUAAUAACAGCAAUUCUACCAUUUUUGAGCCACAAAUGGGGGCCAUUAUUUAAACUGACAAAGGAAGUCGAAAACGCGGUGGAGACAGCAGACGAUGUAACAGAAGCUAUGGAAAAUAUAGCAGAGCAAGUGGAGAAGGUGGCCGACGAAAUUGGCGAUGAGCUCCCUGAAGGUGGAAGACUUCAAAAAGCCUUUGCCUAUGUUGAAAAUAAGGCCAAAAAAGCAGCUAGGGAUGCUCAUUCAGUUGAACAAUUCAUCGAUAAGGUUGAGGCACUGGAGGAAGAGGUGGACUCCUUCAUUGAUGAGGCCAAUGAGAUAACCAAAGAAGCAAAGGAUAAAAAACCAAGUACAUAGUUUUUAUUUUUGACGGUCAGUGUACCAUUCUGACCUCUAAUUUGUUAAGAAAAUAGUGUAAGAUGAGAUUUGUUGAAUUUAUUUGUAGAUGUAAUUUGAUUAUAGUUAAUUAAUGGGGGAACUAUACUUACCUUUGUGAGAUUUGACUUAA